AUGGCGUCGGACGGACACCCUCCGGAGAACCUAACAGACCUCUUACGCUCCCUGGAGAACUAUGAUCCUCUGAUUCCUGACGACCUCACUGCGUACUAUCUGCAAAGAUCUGGCGUCAGAAACCCCAACGUCCACGUCACUCGCCUUGUGUCAGCAGCGGCUCACAAGUUCAUAGGAGAGGUGGCCAGUGAUGCUCUACAGUUCUGCAAGAUCCGGCAGGCAGGCAGCAGCAAGGAGAUGAAGGCGAAAGGGCCCAAGGAGAAGAAGCUUGUACUCACUACAGAGGACCUCGCUGCUGCACUGAAAGAGUAUGGUGUGAAUGUGCGGAAACAAGACUAUUUUGUGGAUGGGCCAACUCCAGUUGUGGGGAGAACAGGGAAGCACUAA
Closterium sp. Yama58-4 is the source of this 387-nucleotide messenger RNA. The record is from the annotation of a GenBank genome assembly. NCBI's taxonomy places the organism in Eukaryota, Viridiplantae, Streptophyta, Zygnematophyceae, Desmidiales, Closteriaceae.